Molecule: messenger RNA, 1182 nt
Organism: Monosiga brevicollis MX1
Lineage: Eukaryota; Choanoflagellata; Craspedida; Salpingoecidae
Exons: 6
Coding region: 1-1182 (393 amino acids)
Molecular function (GO): protein binding; peptidyl-prolyl cis-trans isomerase activity
Source: RefSeq, a predicted model, not a curated record
AUGAUGGGCUCAAAGGUAUUUGUCCACUAUGUUGGCACUCUUGAAAACGGCGACAAGUUUGACUCUUCGCGCGAUCGCGGCGACCUUUUUUCCUUUGAACUUGGAGCUGGCCGCGUGAUCAAGGGCUGGGAUGAAGGUGUUUCGACGAUGCGCGUCGGUGAAAAGUCCAAGUUUACCAUCAAGUCGCACAAGGCCUACGGCGAUGCCGGCUCACCCCCCAAGAUUCCCGGCGGCGCAACUCUGGUGUUUGAGAUUGAGCUCUUCCGCUGGUCCAAUGAGGAGGACGUGAGCACGCAAAAGGAUGGCUCCUUGCUCAAGGCUAUCUUGAGCCGUGGCGAGGGCUACAAGACCAUCAAGGAACUCACCAACGUCACAUUUUCGUACACUGUCACCCUGAAGGAUGGCGAUAAGGUGGGAUUGGCAUUGUGGGGGUGGAAAUAUGACGAGGAUUUGCCUUUCCCCGGCCUAGAGGCAGCCCUCAAGACCAUGAAGGACAAGGAAACGGCCAAGUUUACAAUUGCGCCCGAGCACGCCUUUGGCAGCGAGGGCAGCACAGAACAUCAGGUGCCGGCCAACGCAACCCUUGUGGCCGUGAUCAAGGUGCACCAGGUGGAGUUUGCCAAGGAGACCUGGGAUCUUUCCAGCGAGGAGAAGGUUGCCGCUGCCGAAACCCUGCGAACGGCCGGCAACAACUUUUUCAAGGCAGGCGAUUUUGCGCGUGCUCUCCGCCGUUACACCAAGGCCGUCGACCAUUUGAAAUCGGACCACGACUUUACCGAGGAGCUCAAGGCGGAGGCCAAGCAGAAGCGUGUCGCCUGCUACUCCAACAUGGCGCAGUGCGCCCUUAAGACAAAGGAGUUUACCAAGGCUCGUGAGCAUGCCGAUGCGGCGCUGGAGCUCGACCCUCAAAAUGUCAAGGCGUUGUAUCGUCGGGCCAUGGCUCUGCAUGAGAUGUCCGAGUGGGAUCAGGCUGCGGCGGAUUGCCAACAAAUCCAGACUUUGGACAAGGACAAUACUAGCGCAGCCGCCCUCUUGAAGAAGGUUAAGGCCAAGCAGCAUGCCUACAAUCAGAAGCAGAAGGCCUUGUUCAAGGGACUCUUCAAACGUCGCCCAAGUCCGGACCAGCAGUUGGCUGCAGCGCACCUGGAAGCGCCUGCUUCGUCCACUCCCUUGAAACCUUGA